AUGCGAGCCGAACGACAGUUCACCGACCCAUCUCGGGCAUUCGGACUGCCCGAGGGCUAUUUUACACAGGAGGAGUUUUCGGCAACCGACUUUAUCGAGCAGCUUUCGCGUGUGGACCUCGAGUUUGCCAAAAAGAACUCCUCGCUCGAGCCCAAGCCGUUUAUCCGCACCUUCGAGCGCGCCCUCGAAAAGCUCCUGGGCUCGCAGGCAGAGCUGUCCUCGACGAUAUCGCAGCUGGAGCGGUCGACCAAGGCGUACUCUGACGACCACCGCAAGAAGAUGGCGCGGCUGAAGCAGACAUUUGUCACUGUGGGCAGCAGCUUCGAGCGGCUGGAAACGCAGAUCAGUGAGGUCGGCAGCAACACAAUCCGCAUUGGCGAGGAGCUGGAUACGGUGGCCAAGGAGAAGGACCGUGCAGAGGCCAUCAAGGAGCUGGUCGGGUUCUAUGCGGAGCUGAAUGAGGGGAACACAGCGCGGCUCGAUGCCCUGCUGGACGGCGGGUCAGAGGGGCUGAUGAAUGUUGCGCACACGCUGCGUCGGCUGAAUACGGUGGUCAUUGACAACGAGUAUAGCGCGCCGAGCGAGUCGACGGCAAAGCGGCAGAUUGAGAUCUACUCGGAGAACUUUGAGAAGAUGAUGCUGGAGAACUUUGAGCAUGCGUACAAAGAUAACGACGUGCACAAUAUGAAGACUGCGGCGCGCACACUGGAUGCGUUCAAUGGCGGAGUGUCGGUGGUCAAGGCUUACAUUAACCAGCACCCGUUCUUUGUGGCCAGUAUGGUCAGCCAGGCGCAGGACUCGAUCGCCGAUGCCAGCUAUGCGUCGAUGCAGGGCAUUUCGGACAUCAAUGCGCCGCCACCACCGCCCGACCGCUGGCUUGAGCAGCUUUAUGACGACACACGCAAGAUGAUGUUCAAGGACUGGACAGUCAUCUCUGAGGUGUUCCCGAGGCCCGUUGAGGUCAUGCAGCAGCUCCUGAAGCGCGUGUUUGAGCAGACUAUUCAGAGCUACCUGGAAACGCUGCUGGGCCGUGCUGAGCGCCAGUCGAAGCUAGCAUUCCUGCGCGUUUUGUCAUCGGCACAUCUGGCUACGCGCAAACUGAUCGAGGACCUGCAGACGUUCGAUGCUGAGACCAUUACACCAGCGGUGACUGUCCUUGAGUCUGCACGCCAGUCUGGCAACGGCAUGCAGGGGCUGCUUGAUAUGCCGGCAACCUCACAGACUGCUGCCACAGAGUUUUCACGCCGCAAGACACGUAAGCAGCCGAGCAAGGGGCGAAAUGGUGCGGCCAACAAUAUGGAGUAUGAUGACGAGUACGAGGACGAGGACGAGCAGGAUGCUGGAGCCAGGGCGCGCCUUGGAGCCGCAAAGUCUGGGCUUAGCUCGGCAAUGGCCAUUGCAGCACUGAUUGGUCGCGGGGAGAGCGAGAGCGCGGCCUCUGGGCUGCUCCACGAGUUCCUGAACCGGUGCUGCGACGACCUGUUCGAGUCAUACAUUGCUGGCGACAACUACAUCAACGCAGAGCGUAUUCACUUCCGUGAUGCCGUGCGCCAGGCGCUACAGCCGUUUGUCAGGGCUCGCGAGGAGCGCCAGACAGCCGCGCGUGGCAAUGCGUUCUUGGGUAUAUUCACCAGCGUGCCGCUGGGAUCCGCCAACACGGACAAGCAGCAGGCCGAGUCCCACGGAACCGUUACAAUCGGCACUGCGAGCUUCUUGCUGCAGAUCCAUGCUGAGACUGUGGCGCGUGCCAUCGAGCUCGAGAGCGGCAGUGCAGUGUCUGAUGCAGUCGCUGAGCUGUUCAGCGUGCUCAUCUCGCUGAUCGGCGACAGCUACGUGUUCCCAGCGCUCGACGACGUAGCCGAGAGCCUGCAAGACCUGCGCCAGGAGCCCGACCUGCGCACAUUCGGCGUGAUCCACGUCUCCAACGUCGUGACGCGCCUCCUGCAGGUGCACUUUGAGCGCAUCGUGCUUCCCUACGUGGGCACCAACUCUCACCUGUACCGCGACCUAGUUGGCGACAAGAACCACCUGAUGUCGCGUGUCGAGACCAGCCUCAACUUCAUCGCCAACAAACUGGUUAGCGCGUGUGUGCAGUGGAUCGCCAGCAUUUUGAACCGGCAGCGGCGGUCGGAUUUCAAGCCAGCCGAAGACGAUGCUGCCAGCUUCCACAUGGGCACACAGUCAUGCAACCAGUGCACCGACUUUUUGGCGCAUGUCGCCGAUGCCUGCCGCGCCAACAUGGACCGGGAGAACCGCGAGCGCGUGCUCGGCGAUAUUGGCUCGGCGCUGUACCGCAUGCUGAUGGAGCACUUCAAGAAGUUCAUCAUCAGUGUGUCCGGUGGGCUGGUACUGCUGCGCGAUGUGGCGCGGUACCGCGAAACAAUCGAUCGGUUCGAGAUCCCAGCGCUGUCGGACCGCUUCAUUGUGCUGCAGGAGAUUAGCAAUAUUUUCGUCGUCAGCUCCAACUCGCUAAAGUCGCUGCUCGAGGAUGGCACGCUGGCGCACGUUGACCGACAGACGUUCCAGGCCUUUGUCCAGAGGCGCGAGGACUACCGCUUGUCGCCAGAUGUCAAGCGCCAUGUGGCGACGCUGUGA
Messenger RNA from Linderina pennispora, 2595 nucleotides. Its product is annotated as exocyst complex component Sec10. Bases 1 to 2595 code for a protein of 864 amino acids. The transcript is spliced from 2 exons. Gene Ontology annotation, cellular component: cytoplasm; exocyst. NCBI's taxonomy places the organism in Eukaryota, Fungi, Kickxellomycota, Kickxellomycetes, Kickxellales, Kickxellaceae. Gene Ontology annotation, biological process: exocytosis; Golgi to plasma membrane transport. The record is from RefSeq and is a predicted model, not a curated record.